GUGAUAAGUUAUCAGUAGGUAUGCCUUUUUCCGUGUGCAUCAUUCGUUUUCAGAGUACAUUGUGUGUCUUAUUCAGUCUAACAGCGGUUUUUAUUUAGCGGUCUUAUAUCAAAAAUAAUGUAGUGUUAACGGUUUGUGCGCGAAAUGGGUCGCUGUACUCUAUUGUUUGUGUUGUUCGCGCUGGUCUUUAUACACACCGGUUACUGCGGAGAGGAGUGUUCCUCCUGCGAGGGCGAACAGUUCGAGUGCAUCAAUGGAAGGUGCUACUGCUCUAGUGGAUACAUACCGGAUUACCGACACUCAAAUUGCGUAAAAUGUCCAGGUUUGGGAGAAAAAUGUUACGGGCCAUGUUGCGGAGCUAUUGACAACGCGACGCUACAGUGCUGGCACGGUGUUUGUCAGUCCUGCUACGGAUCUCAUGGGAAUUGGAUAUGCAGCGAUUCUAUGGACCAAUUAUUACUGGUAUCAGGUUCCCAAAUAGUAAUGGCAGUUGCACUCGUACUUGGAAUCGUCGCCACUUUUACGUUAUUGUAUAAACUUUGCGCAGUUUCUCAGUUAAGGCCACUAGAUAACCCUACUGAAGGUAGGUUAUCCAUCGGGAGUCUUCAAAUAUACGUCAACGAACGCCUCAGAGAUGCACCACCAAAAUAUUCAUCGGCAGCACCAUCUGGAUCAACGAUAUAUCCAGCGUCAGUUUAUCAUAAUGCUGGAUUUGUUCACGACAAUAGUCUACCUCCGCCUCCGUAUACAGCCGAACAAAAAAGCGAAAAUGAACCGGACAAUGCCCCCACGUUACACAUGUGACAACUGAGGACUGUAAAUUGAAUAAAAUUGUAAAAAAAAUAGAUUAAGUACAACAAUUUGUAAAUUAAUAUUUUACGUAAUAUCAUUAAUUAUGAGUAUAGGUUUAGGAGAGAAAUUGAGGCCAGUUCAUCUGAAAACAUGAUAAAGUACAAAAUUUUAAAGUGGACUACUAGUAGUAAAUAGUAUAGUAGCUAUUGAUUCUUUGAAAAUUCGUUGGUGUAGUAGUUAGAAUGUUCUACUAAUUGUCUGUGUUUUGGAUAGGGGAUCCUCAAAAACUGUGUGUUGGAUUUUUCCAUUAUGAAAUUCUUUGGACCUACCAGCCCGGAGUUAGGAAAUUUCUGCUGUCAUCUCCCGUGCCUGGAACCCGCAUUUGCCCAAAAAUGGGGUGGGAUGUGUAUAUUUUUAGUAAUAGGCAAUUGAUUUCCAUAACGGAAGUACCACAGUUUGUUCAUAUGUUAAUGAGGGUGAAGCAUCCUUUUGAUGUCUAUUUGGUCAUCUGUAUCAGGAGGUUUUGCUUAAGAAUACAUUGAUUUAAUAUGUUACUAUUCCAUAUAAUGUGAUAUAGUACUUGUUACGUAACAAGUAAUAUGGAAUUAAAUAUAAGAUUCAGAGAAUCAUUAAAUAUACAUGUUAUAUUAUAUUA
Molecule: messenger RNA, 1447 nt
Organism: Pararge aegeria (speckled wood butterfly)
Lineage: Eukaryota; Metazoa; Arthropoda; Insecta; Lepidoptera; Nymphalidae
Exons: 7
Coding region: 145-804 (219 amino acids)
Source: RefSeq, a predicted model, not a curated record